AUGCCACGACCCCAAGACCUGGCGACGGCGCUCCUCUCGACAACCGAGAAAUCCAUCAUCCCGCUGACGGCGAAGCAAGUGUCGCAGGGGUCGAAGCUGUUCGGGGCGGCGGUGCUGGACCGCGCGACGCUGGGGACCGUCAUCGCCUCGACCAACAACGAGCGCGAGUCGCCGCUGCUGCACGGCGAGAUCAACUGCAUCCAGCAGUUCUUCCAGCUGCCGCGCGAGCAGCGGCCCGAGACCAAGGACUGCGUCUUCUUCGCGACGCACGAGCCCUGCUCGCUGUGCCUGAGCGGCAUCACCUGGUCCGGGUUCAACGAGUUUUAUUACAUGUUCACGUACGAGGACAGUCGGGACCUCUUUGCCAUUCCCUACGACAUCGACAUCCUGAAGUCCGUCUACCAGGUCCCCUCGCCAGGCGACACGGAGGAGACUCUGGCGGCCAAGCCACUGUACAACCGCAAAAACAAGUUCUUCACCGCGCGAUCGCUGGCAGAGCUAAUCGACUCCGUCGAGGACGAAGGGGCGAGGACGAAGCUGAAGGGCGAGCUGGAACGGGUCAAGAAAAUGUACGACCAGCUCAGCGCGACGUAUCAGGAGGGGAAGAAGAGCGGAGCGACGACGAGCAGCUUCUUCCAAUAAUGAAUGGCAAACUUCAACCUGGUGGCGAUUUGGAAAUAUAGUACUAGCAGCGAAGAACUUGAAGCUUUGAAAGGCGAGGCUUGAU
This is a messenger RNA of Cladophialophora immunda, 727 nucleotides long. RefSeq lists its product as uncharacterized. The record is from RefSeq and is a predicted model, not a curated record. Gene Ontology annotation, molecular function: catalytic activity. Lineage: Eukaryota; Fungi; Ascomycota; Eurotiomycetes; Chaetothyriales; Herpotrichiellaceae. The coding region runs from base 1 to 642 and encodes 213 amino acids. The transcript has 2 exons.